CAUUUUCAUAAUUACUGAUUUCUGUGGAGCUUCAUUUAGCUCCUCCCGGGGAUCCGAUGCUAACGGGGCAGCUGAGCAAGCCGCUGCUCUCCUUCAUGCGCGGCGACAUGAGCGCGGUGGAACUCGGCGGCCGGGCCGACGACAGGGCGGCCGGCAGCCCCGACGGCGAGCUGGACGACGAGACGCCGAUCCUGCCGGCCGAGGGCCCCGACCGAGGGGGCACCCCCGGCAAGUUGUACGGGGCCCGCGACAGUUCAGUCCAGUCUGACCUCAGCAGCAGUCCCUCCGAGCAGAGUCAAGUGGGCCAGUCUCACCCGGGGUACCCCGCCAUGGGACCACAGUCCCUGCUGGUGGCCCAGCAGCUGGCCAACGCGGUGGGCGGCGUGAUGUCCGGGGCCGGGGCGGGCGUGAACCAGCCCAUCCUCAUCCCCUUCAACGCCGGCGGGCACCUGGGCGGGCAGCAGGGCCUGGUCCUCUCACUGCCCGCCACCAACCUCCAGAGCCUGGUGGCCGCGGCAGCUGCCGGGGGCAUCAUGACGCUGCCCCUCCAGAACCUGCAAGCUACCUCAACCCUCAACUCCCAACUCCAACACCUGCAGCAGCUCCAACAGAUGCACCACCACCACCAGCAGCAGCAGCAGCAGCAACAGCAGCAGCAACAACACCAACAACACCAUCACCACCAACACGCGCACAACCAAGUGUCGUCCCACCAUCAUCACAUGACCCCGCCCGGUCAGCAGCAGUCCUCUGUGCCGUCGCCGGGUUCCGCCUGCUCCUCGGCGCCGCCGCAAUCGCCGCCGUCGCACCGGCCGAACCAGUCGCCCGCCCGGAGCCUACCCUCGCCCGCCACCCCGCCGAUGCCUGUUCCGUUGAAUCCUCUGGCCAGCCAGGCGGCGGUGGCAGCGGCGACCGCCUGGGGCUCCCUGGCCGCCGGCUCGCAGGUCUUCGGUAACGCCCUGUCCAACCUGCAGGCAGGCGGCGGGCAGCUGGUGACCAACGCGCAAGGGCAGAUAAUCGGAACGAUCCCGCUGAUGCCAAACUCAGCAGGGCCCUCCGGCCAAUCGGGGGCCGGCAACCCGGCGCUGCAGGUGCCGCCGAUUACGCCGCAGCUCCUGACCAACGCUCAAGGCCAGAUCAUCGCCACGGUGAUCGGCAAUCAGAUCCUGCCCGUCAUCAACACCCAGGGAAUCACGCUGUCGCCAAUCAAGCCCGGACAGCAGGCCCAGCAGGGUGCGAACGGGCCGGCCUCCUCCUCGUCCGCCCAGCCCGGCCUGCUCCACCUGGCCCACCGACAGAGCCCCCUGCACCAGCCCUCCUCCUCCUCGUCCACCUCCUCCUCUUCCUCGGCGCUCAGCGUGGGCCAGCUGGUCAGCAACCCUCAGACGGCCCCCAGCGAGGUGGACGGCGUCAACCUGGAGGAGAUCCGCGAGUUCGCCAAAGCCUUCAAGAUCCGCCGCCUGUCCCUGGGCCUGACGCAGACCCAGGUGGGCCAGGCCCUCAGCGCCGCCGAGGGCCCCGCGUACAGCCAAUCCGCCAUCUGCAGACACACCAUCCUGAGAAGCCACUUUUUCCUACCGCAGGAAGCCCAAGAGAACACGAUAGCUAGCAGUCUGACAGGCAAACUGAACCCUGGCCUUUUAUAUCCUGCCAGGUUUGAGAAGUUGGACAUCACCCCUAAAAGCGCCCAGAAGAUUAAGCCGGUUCUGGAGCGCUGGAUGGCGGAGGCUGAGGCCCGCCACCGGUCCGGCAUGCAGAACCUGACCGAGUUUAUCGGCAGCGAGCCCUCCAAAAAGCGCAAGCGGCGCACCUCGUUCACGCCGCAGGCCCUGGAGAUCCUCAACGGGCACUUUGAGAAGAACACGCACCCGUCGGGACAGGAAAUGACCGAGAUCGCCGAGAAGCUCAACUACGACCGCGAGGUGGUGCGCGUUUGGUUCUGCAACAAGCGGCAGGCGCUCAAGAACACCAUCAAACGCCUCAAGCAGCCCGACGUGGUGGGCGGAGGCGGAGGGGCCGUGCUGCCGCCGGCCUCCAUGGACCUCGGGGACCCGCUCCACGACGUCCCCGAAUGAACCUUUCCCCCCCCGAAAAUCCCGACUCCUGGACUCUUGAAAAAACUUUGUGUUGUCGUUGUGAUUUUCACUUAACCAAAAAAAAAAAAAACAAAAAAAAAAAAAAAAAGAGAGAGAUUAAAAUGUGAGGAAGAUGUAUGUAUAGUGGUGCCGUGGCUUACAAGGUACAAGUCGUGACUUGCUCCCUUUUUUUGCUUUGUGUCACGAGUAAAACAAACCAAUUAGCAAUUUAUGUACAGUGUUCCGCCGGACAUUUGUGAUUGGCUACUCACGGUUUUACCAGUUCGCAGAUUGUUUUGGGAACCUGUCGUCCAUUAUUCGCUGAAAAUCUGUCACUAGCCCCCUCUGAUAUAAAAGUAUUACUUUCGUGCCAUCAUGUGGCAUCUUGGUGCCAAGGAACUAUGUUGAAGUGAGGGGAAUAGCUUCAUUUGGACAGGCCAGAACCCUGUCUAAUGGAAAAGAAGUGCAUUGGCACCAUCUUGUGCCAUCUAUAGGCAAUGACAAACCUUUUAAGGGAGGGCAUCAAUAAGACUGCGGCAAAUGAUUACGUUUGUCGAAAUGAAGCUCCUCAACUCACUUCAAAUUGUUUUUCUUGGCACCAAUGGUACCGCAUAAAAACAGCAAAUCACGGAGGAUAGGUUCUAAAACAAUGCUGACCCGCGGUGAUGCGGGGGUCCACUGGAUCCAGUGAUGCCCUCGCAAGUGGGCAAGGAGAGCCACAGUCGCCCACGCCCUUUCAGCCGUUUGUUGAACACAGUCAGACAAGCAGACGCAAAACGAGAACACUCUCAAGGAGCUGCUGUAGGCCCCCGCUCACGCCCUGUCGCUCACACGCAGACUAACCGAACAAUCCUGAUGUCACUCACUAGGCCACGCCCCUUAAAGGGACACAUCCUACACAGGGAUACUACAGUAUGAACAGUAACUACACCUUGUGAAACUUAUUUUUUUUCUUUGCAUUCUCUUUUAUGUGUUAUAUUUUUAUACAAUAUAGUGCGAUUUUUCUUUGUUUUGGGGGGCUGAAACUGAUUAGUGGCAUUAUAAUGCAUUUCAAUGCACAGAAUUGAUUUGAUAUACAAAUAGAGUUACGGAACGAAUUAAACCUGUAAGUCAAGGUACCACUGUACAAAA
This is a messenger RNA of Phycodurus eques (leafy seadragon), 3206 nucleotides long. It is a transcript of the gene pou6f2, whose product is annotated as POU class 6 homeobox 2. The record is from RefSeq and is a predicted model, not a curated record. The transcript has 11 exons. Gene Ontology annotation, biological process: regulation of transcription by RNA polymerase II. The coding region runs from base 57 to 2075 and encodes 672 amino acids. Gene Ontology annotation, molecular function: RNA polymerase II cis-regulatory region sequence-specific DNA binding; DNA-binding transcription factor activity, RNA polymerase II-specific. NCBI's taxonomy places the organism in Eukaryota, Metazoa, Chordata, Actinopteri, Syngnathiformes, Syngnathidae.